AUGCCUACACAAGCUCAAGAGGACGCUCUCAAAUCCUUCCAACAGGUUCUGCCACCCACUGUGUCACAGGGAGAGGCGACAGAAUUUUACAAGGGGCGCGAUGAACUUGCAUACGCCAUCUCAAGAUUACCACUGGGUGAAGCUCGUGCAUUGAAGGUGAUCUGCGUUGGUGCAGGUUUCAGUGGCUUGGCGUUCGCGCGUGAGGUCGAACUUGGCAACCUUCCUAACGUGAGCCUCACGGUAUACGAAAAGAAUGCCUCAGUUGGAGGAACUUGGUAUGAGAACAGAUACCCCGGAUGCGCCUGUGAUAUCCCUGUGCACAACUACCAGUACUCUUGGGCCCCAUGUCCUUACUUCAAAAGCUACUAUGCUACCGGAAAAGACAUCCACACCUACAUUGAAGCGGUUGCUGAUCAACACAAUCUGCGAAAAUAUGUGAAGGUCUCUCACAAAAUCAUCGGUGCCAAGUGGAUUGAAGAGAAGCAGAAAUGGCAAGUGAAGAUUGUCGCGACCGACGGCAGAGAGUUGAUGGUCAGCAACCGAGUCAACAAGGACGGAGAAUCUGGAGAGCCUUUCAUUGAAGAAUGUGACGUUCUGAUCAACGCAGGAGGAUGCUUCAAUGACUGGAAGUGGCCUACCAUUCCUGGAAGAGAAACCUUUAAGGGUGAGAUGAUUCAUUCUGCUGCUUGGCCAAAGACCGCCAAUCUCAAGGGCAAGACUGUCGCUUUGAUUGGUAACGGCAGUACCGGUGUCCAAAUUCUACCUAAUAUCCUCGACGAUGUGGAGAAGGUUUAUGUCUACAUUCGUAGUAAGACAUGGGUAACGGCUAGCUUCGCUCAGAAGUUUGCUGGUCCCAAUGGCGCAAAUGUUUUCUUUACAGAGGAACAAAAGAAGCACUGGGCCACACACCCCGAGGAGUAUCUUCAGUAUCGGAAGGAGGUUGAGUCGGAGCUGAAUUCUCGUUUCCGCCUCUAUCUCAAAGAUUCAGACGCUCAAAAGGAAGCCCUUAGAUACUCCACCUCUCAGAUGAAUGAGAAGCUCUCUGCCAAGCCAGAAAUCAGCCAAAAGUUGGUUCCAGAUUUCGCCGUUGGCUGUCGCCGCACAACACCAGGAAACGGUUAUCUUGAGGCUCUCUGCUCGCCCAAGGUUGAAGUCAUCUGGGGAGGCAUCACCUCUUUCAAUGAGACUGGUCUUCUAGCAGACAACGGUGAACAACGAGACGUUGACACGAUCAUCUGUGCCACCGGUUUCAACAUGUCUUUCUCGCCUCGCUACCCUGUCAUCGGUCGCAAUAACAUCAACCUGCAGGAGAAAUGGGAUGAUAACCCUGAGUGCUAUCUCUCAGUCACUGCUGCUGAUAUGCCCAACUACUUCAUCUACCUUGGUCCAGGCAGUCCCCUUGGGCACGGCAGCGUGGUCAGCUCUCUUGAGCGCGUGACGGAGUACAUUGCCAAAUUUGUCCGCAAACUUCAAACAGAGAACUAUAGCUCUGUUGUGCCAAAGCCGCAUAUCCCUCGUGCGUAUCAACGCCAAGCUCUAGCCUGGCUGGAGAAGACUGCCUGGAAUUCCAACUGUGCAUCGACAUACAAGAAUGGCAAGCCAGAGGGUCCUUUGAUCUCGCUUCAUCCCGGCUCAAGAUUGCACUACUUCCAGCUUUUGAGCCACCCUCGCUGGGAGGACUUUGACUGGGAGAGUCUAUGCGAAGGUGAAGAUCUAACCUUUGCCUGGCUAGGUAAUGGAUUUAUCGCCGAUGAGUGUAAAGAAAAGUCAGACAAGGAUCUGACAUGGUUCAUUCCUUCAGUUGCGGCCGAGAAGAUGAUUACAGCAAAGUUUUAA
Messenger RNA from Penicillium maclennaniae, 1836 nucleotides. RefSeq names its product flavin-containing monooxygenase. Lineage: Eukaryota; Fungi; Ascomycota; Eurotiomycetes; Eurotiales; Aspergillaceae. The record is from RefSeq and is a predicted model, not a curated record. The transcript is spliced from 6 exons. The coding region runs from base 1 to 1836 and encodes 611 amino acids.